Dentiscutata erythropus is the source of this 365-nucleotide messenger RNA. The record is from the annotation of a GenBank genome assembly. Lineage: Eukaryota; Fungi; Glomeromycota; Glomeromycetes; Diversisporales; Gigasporaceae.
AUGAAUAUUGAUGUGAAAAAAGCUACUAUUUCAAUAGUUGUUUUAGACGUAGCCAAUUGUAAGAAUAUUUAUCGGGAGCCUAAUGAUGACGAUAUUUUUAAUCGAUUUUUUAGAAAAAAAGAUCUCAAAAAAUUAUACAAGCUUUUUUUGGAGCAAGUUAUACCCCUCGCUAAGAAAAUUAUGGACAUCUCUCAUCACCCUAAUGACGAAAGAUUAUACAAUGAAUUAAAUGGUCAUUUUUUUGUCAUCACCGAUCCAUCUGUUCAAGAAAUAAUCGAUGGUGAUUAUGAGUUUUUUGUUGGUAGUAACGAUUUUAUUCCUGAAAGACAUUGUAUUCGUGGCCGCAUUCGGCAAACAUUUUUAUA